Molecule: messenger RNA, 3224 nt
Organism: Mus caroli (Ryukyu mouse)
Lineage: Eukaryota; Metazoa; Chordata; Mammalia; Rodentia; Muridae
Gene: Spsb1
Product: splA/ryanodine receptor domain and SOCS box containing 1
Biological process (GO): proteasome-mediated ubiquitin-dependent protein catabolic process
Cellular component (GO): SCF ubiquitin ligase complex
Molecular function (GO): protein binding
Source: RefSeq, a predicted model, not a curated record
UCACAGCCAGAGGCAGUGUUCAUGUGUUGGGCCGGGUGUGGUAACCAGGAAGACUGGCUCACAGUGAUCUUUGUUCAGGGAACGAGCACAUUCUAGAACAUCAGAGUCAAGAGCCAGCUGUGCCGAGCCCUCUCUAGGACACUGUCUCCAUUGGGUUUCGGAUGAGCAUGUGACACACGGGCGACACCCAUGUUAUACGUGAACCGAGGGAAACUUGGACAAACCAAAAGUGAACCGUAGUCGGUGUACAAGGCACAGAGUCCUGAGCGAGUUUGGGAGCCUCGGAGACAGGCCUGGGGACAUGCCCUGUGGACUCCAGCCCAGGGAGAGGCAAUACAGAGUGCUUCACGACCUUUGGAGAUCGCCUAGCAACCUUCCUUAGGGGUUCUGUUCAUCCCCGACCAGAGAUCUGGAGUCAACGCCCCAAGAUUGAUGAGUUUGCCUUGGGAGUCAGUGAAAAGGUGAAAUAAAGGCCAACAUGGGUCAGAAGGUCACGGGAGGGAUCAAGACUGUGGAUAUGCGGGACCCCACAUACCGACCUCUGAAGCAGGAACUCCAGGGGCUGGAUUACUGCAAGCCCACCCGGCUGGACCUGCUGCUCGACAUGCCCCCCGUGUCCUACGAUGUGCAGCUGCUCCACUCCUGGAACAAUAACGACCGUUCGCUCAAUGUCUUCGUGAAGGAAGAUGACAAGUUGAUCUUUCACCGGCAUCCGGUGGCCCAGAGCACGGACGCCAUCAGAGGCAAAGUUGGGUACACACGUGGACUGCACGUAUGGCAGAUCACAUGGGCCAUGAGGCAACGAGGCACGCAUGCCGUGGUGGGGGUGGCCACAGCAGAUGCCCCUUUGCACUCUGUUGGGUACACAACCCUUGUAGGAAAUAACCAUGAAUCCUGGGGCUGGGACCUGGGGCGUAACCGUCUCUACCACGACGGCAAGAACCAGCCAAGUAAAACAUACCCAGCCUUUCUGGAGCCAGAUGAGACAUUCAUUGUCCCUGACUCCUUUCUCGUGGCCCUGGACAUGGAUGAUGGGACCUUAAGUUUCAUCGUGGAUGGACAGUACAUGGGAGUGGCUUUCCGGGGACUCAAGGGUAAAAAGCUGUAUCCCGUAGUGAGUGCUGUCUGGGGCCACUGUGAGAUCCGCAUGCGCUACUUGAACGGACUUGAUCCUGAGCCCCUGCCACUCAUGGACCUGUGCCGGCGUUCGGUGCGCCUAGCGCUGGGAAAGGAGCGCCUGGGUGCCAUCCCCGCUCUGCCGCUACCUGCCUCCCUCAAAGCCUACCUCCUCUACCAGUGAUCCACAUCCCAGGACCGCCAUACGACAGCCACCUGGUGCCAAGUCACUGAGCCGUUGGGGUCCACCGACCCCUGCGCCUGGGAUGGAUGCCUACCCUCAGCCAUGGGCAGACGUGCCCCCUCAACCUACCAGCUGCCUCUGCUGGGGGGACCUAUGCCAACGGACUUCUCCCUUCCCAACACUGGCUGAAGCAGCAGCAUCCAGGCCCUUCCCUGAACCAGAUGCAGAGAAUAAACUAUGAGAACCUCUCUCAGGCGCUUUCUGCUCUCAGGUGGAGUGGGCUGCCCCCCACUCCCUGCAGAGAGAGGCUACAGCCACCUGGGGGGUCCUGGGAGGUGAGACUAGCGGGAGGUGCCAGGGUCGAGUCCAAAAGCAGGAAUGGCCAGGACCAGGCCACACAGAUGAAGCUCAGGAUGUCACAUACCAUGGACACUGAGACAGAACCCCAGGUUGGACCUCCCUUGGGCCAACGAGUGCCAGCUUUAAUGUCAGCUGCCGGUGCUCCGUGGCCUGUAUUUAUUCUUUAAACAGUAGCAAAGGCCAUUUAUUUAUUUCACUUAGAAAGGAAACCUUGGUAGGUGGCUUCCCUCGGUGUGCUCCGUGGCUUUCUUCCACCUCCCUGGAAUGUGUGUGCCACACCUGUCCUCGUCCCGGGCCAGGCCUGUCGUGUGCACAUGAGCUGGUGUGCACAGAUACAUGUAUGUCGUUGUGUACGACCCCUGACUAGUUUCCAAGUAGCUCUGCGCCAAGCACCAGAGCAGACCCCAAGAGAGGCCCGUGCAAGUCCCCAUGUCCCCAGGUCCCGGCUUCUGUUGCCUUGGGCACUCAUACACCGGCACACGUGUUUCCAUCUCUUGACUUCCAUGAGCUUCAAAUUUUGCCCCUGAUUCUUCUGAUAUUUCCCAUUGACAUCCUCCAAAGCUCUAGGCCUGGAGGGCCAUUAGGACACAUGGAGUGAGUAGGGUCUCCAGCCCCUGGGAAAGCCACUGGCAAGGCAGGAUUAGAAAGACCAAGAGCAGGGUGGGGCGCCAUGAAAGCCUGUACGCCUCUCAGGCUCAAGACCCCGCCACAUACCCCCUCAAGCCUCAGAAGUGGGGUGUAGGGCAGCCCCAGGAGAGGAAUGUCGGUCCUAGCAGCACGUACAUGGAGCACCCCACACCUGCUCCAGCCCUCUGGCUGUUUCUCUUGCUUUAGAAUCAACUCCCUAAAUUGGGAAUGUAGAGGACUUGCCUAGCCUGCAAGAAGCUCAGGUUCCAUCCCUUGCACCAAGGAGAAUCAAAGCUCAGGAGGCUGAGGCAGGAGGAUUGCUGUCAGUGAUGUACAGAGGUCGUGGCUAUCCUGGGCUAUAUUAAACCUUGUCCUUUAAGAAAAAGAAAAGAAAUCAACUUCCAUAGAAUCUGAGUUCUGCUCAUUUCUGCACAGGUACAAUAGAUGACUUUAUUUGUUGAAAAUGUUUAAUAUAUUUACAUAUAUAUAUUUGUAAGAAUCAUUUUAAGCAGCUGCUGUAGGGUACCUUAAAAAAAAUCUUCCAGUAGAGUAUAAAUGUUAAAGCACAGAAUUGGUGCCAAGACUAGAUAAAGAAUGUAAAUUAUUCUCUUUAUAUUUUGAGGUUCUUUUCCUUUGGGAGGCCUUUGUCAGGCUGCACAACCUUACUUGUUCUCAUUUCGGAGUGGAUGGUGUUCAGUGGUAUGGAUCCCAGCUUGUCACCCCGAUCCCAGCUGUACUCCCAUGCAUGCUGGCGAAUUUCCAGGCUCUCCUGUGUCCCCCAUACUCUACCACCCCAGGACUCACCACACCUCCCUGACAUCCCGUCACCAGCACCGUAAAGCCUUGUGGCAUGUAUAGUUCUGAAACCCCCGUUCUGUUCUGUUUUAUGAUGACUCAUAACAGUCAGCAACCUAAUAAAGGAAAGUUUGUUAAAAUA